This is a messenger RNA of Spodoptera littoralis (African cotton leafworm), 942 nucleotides long. The record is from the annotation of a GenBank genome assembly. NCBI's taxonomy places the organism in Eukaryota, Metazoa, Arthropoda, Insecta, Lepidoptera, Noctuidae.
AUGGAGUUAUUGUAUGAGAAUCAGAUUUUGAGAAUGCCACCAGGCACUGUUGAGAAUAUAAGGAAGAUUCACGAUUUAGAUAAACCUGAAAGAUUAGAUGAAGCUAUCAAGAUCCUGGAUGAUUGGAUACAGAAACAGGAUCAUUUGAUCAAGAAGGAUUUUAGCAGGGUGUACUUGGAGAAGACGUUGAUAUCAUGCAAGGGUUCCGUGGAGAAGGCGAAGAAGCAAAUAGACCGGCUGUGCACUAUGAAGACGCUAAACCCAAAAUUCUUCACAAAAACCAACGUGAAAGCGGAAUUGCAAAACAUUUUGAGAGUUGCAUUGCUGAUACCUCUGCCUACCCUAACGGAUGACUACUACCGAGUGCUGCUAGUCAAAAUAAGAAGCUUCGACUUGACUUCUGAAAGUUUCAUGCUGUACUUUCAGUAUUGUUUAAUUCUGUGCGAGUACAUAAAGGCUAAUGACUACGUGAACGGUUUCAUCAUAAUAUACGACUGCCGAGAGCUGAACAUGUUUGAUGUGGUGUCCAAAAUGAGCACUGUGGAGCUGCAGCAGUUUAUAACUAUUUUGAUUGAAGGCUACGGCGCUCGAAUGAAGAGUAUUCACAUCUUGACAGAAUCCAAAGCUAUAGAACUGAUCAUAAACACAGUGAAACAGUUUAUUAGUGAAAAGGUUGGCAAUAGAAUGUACGUCCAACGUACUUUAGAAGAUUUACAUAAAGAUGUGCCUAAGAAUAUCUUGCCUGUCGAGUAUGGUGGCACUGAAAAAUCUCUGGACAUUUUGCAAGAGGAAAUGGUGAGGGAGUUGAGCAAAGAAGAAUACGUAGAUUACGUGAAAAUGAUGUUUAAUGCUCGCACAGAAGAAGGAAAGAGAAACGCUGGGAAGUUCAACGAGGAAUAUCUAGGCAUGCCUGGAUCUUUCAGAGCUUUGAGUGUUGACUAA